AUGAUUUUAGAAGAAUUAGUUGGAACUCUGGUCUCGCUUGGUUCUCUAUUGAUCACACAAGUACCAAACAUAUCUCGCGAAAAUCUACUACGAUAUCACUGGCUUAUAUUCGAGGGAUGUCCCGAAGACGAUGAGCUACAACAAGGACUGAUACACCGCGAGUAUGAAACCGAUGAACAAACAGAUUUACCAUAUUACGAAGAGUUAAAUGUAUCUGUUUCGACCAACGGCGAAAAUCGGUCGAAUCGUGGUGUUUGCGAAUCAUUGCGUAGAAGCUUUCAAGUAAAUUUUGCCUUACUGCUUGCCGUAGUUUUUCUGGGACUGGUCACAAUUACUUUAGUUUAUGUUGAUUUGAAUACAACUAAUUCCUGUAUCGCAUGGCGACAUUAUAAUCACAGUGUACCUUCAACCACGAAAGUGCUACAAAUUAUCGGCACGUCACUUACUGCUCUACCGCUCUAUCUAUGGUUUCCAGUAAGUGCUGCGAUGUUGUGGGGCUUUAAGGAGCUGAGAAAGAAUUAUAUGUCCUGUUUCUUUGCGUCUUGUUUCACAGCAACUAUCACGAUGAUAUAUAGAGCUGUUUUAUUUGAUCAGUACUCAACGACGACUUUUAAAUACAGGUAUGACAAUCCUUCAGUUGAAAUUUGUACUCUCCCAGAGCCAUAG
Paramuricea clavata is the source of this 666-nucleotide messenger RNA. The record is from the annotation of a GenBank genome assembly. Lineage: Eukaryota; Metazoa; Cnidaria; Anthozoa; Malacalcyonacea; Plexauridae.